AAUGAAUUAUAGCUAAAUCAGCGGUUAGAUUAAAAAGGCAAGAAAAGGGCAAAACCAAAGGGAUGGGGUCCACGGGGUUUGUGUUGUGUGUGCUUAGUGGCACGGACCCCACGACAAGAGUGGUAACGAGCUGGCAAUCCUAAGACGGACCCCACCAUCCCCCCUCUCCUUGACAGACUCCUUGACAGUCUGCUCUCCUUUCCAAAUUUCUCUCUCUCUCACACACUCACACAGUUCAAAUACCCACUCACUCCAUUUUCUUCACGUAUAUUAAAGCUCUCUUCAAUCUUCUCAAUCUUCCAUAUAAUCUCUCUCUGAAAAUCCUAAUUCCGUCCAUUUCUUCUUCUUCUUCCCUUUUAAAAUUCUAUUUUUCACCCUGAAUUUUGUUCUUUUUGCUUAAUUCUUGCUGAAAAAGGGUUCAAACUUUAAACAAUUCGAUUAUUGAUGGCGGAAGAAACGAAAACCACAGCUUCUGAGACGCCGGCUCCGGCUGCGGAGGUGGUGGUUUCCGAUGUUGCUGAAACGGCCGUUGUUGAGAAAGAGGCUACCGUGACUUCUGCUACACCGGAGCCGGAGCCGGUUCCGGUUCCAGAAGCGGAGAAGCCGGCGGAGGAGCCAGCUGCUACCGAGGCGGCUCCGGCUGCUGAGGAGGCGGAGAAAACCGCCGACGAGGAGAAGAUUACUGAAUCUGCUUCGUUUAAGGAGGAGACCAACGUUGUUGAGGAACUCCCGGACCCACAAAAGAAGGCCAUCGAUGAGUUGAAACAGCUGGUUCGCGAAGCUCUGGCCAAGCAUGAAUUCACUGCUCCGCCGCCGCCGCCGCCUGUGAAGGAGGAGGAGAAGAAACCCGAGCCGGAAGAACCCAAAACCGAAGCUGCCGCCACAGAAGAACCCAAAACAGAGUCCACCGCCGAAGAAACCAAACCCGAACCCGCCGCCGCCGUCGAGGAAACCAAAACGGAAGCUGCCGCCGAAGAGACCAAGCCUGAGGAGGAGAAAAAGGAAGCCGAGGCUACCCCACCACUACCGGCGGCGGAGGAGCCACCUAAGGCUGAAGAACCGUCCGAACCGGUGGAGGAAAAGAAGGAAGUCAUCCCUCCAACAACAGAGACCGCUGAAUCAUCUGAGCCCACAACUAAGGUCGAGGAGAAGGUUGAGACCGCCGCCGAAGAAAUCAAAGAGACCAUAGUUGAAGAAACCACCGCCGCCCCUGCCACUGAGCCGGCGGCUGAGGAGACACCAAAGGAGGAAGUCGCUGUUGAGGAACCACCAAAGGAGCCAGAGGAAGUUUCUCUUUGGGGAAUUCCACUCCUAGCUGACGAGAGGAGUGAUGUCAUCCUCCUCAAGUUCCUCAGAGCAAGAGAUUUCAAGGUGAAGGAUGCUUUCGCCAUGCUUAAGAGCGUUGUUGCUUGGAGGAAAGAAUUUGGAAUCGAUGAAUUGGUGGAGGAAGAAGGAAUCGGUAGCGGGUUAGAGAAGGUUGUUUACAUGCACGGUGUUGAUAAGGAAGGACAUCCGGUUUGCUAUAAUGCUUAUGGCGAGUUUCAGGACAAGGAAGUUUAUCAAAUUGCUUUUGCUGAUGCCGAAAAGAGGUCGAAAUUCCUUAGGUGGAGGAUUCAGUUCUUGGAGAACAGCAUCAGGAAGCUUGAUUUCACCCCUGAUGGUGUCAAUACCAUCGUACAAGUCAAUGAUUUCCAGAAUUCUCCUGGGCUGUUCUUGUUCAAGAAGGACUUCCGCCAGGCUACCAAUCAAGCCCUUCAGUUAUUGCAGGACAAUUAUCCGGAAUUCGUUGCCAAACAGGUGUUCAUCAAUGUGCCAUGGUGGUAUGUGGCCUACAACAGGGUAAUCAGUCCCUUCCUGACUCAGAGAACCAAGAGCAAGUUUGUCUUUGUUGGACCUUCCAAAACUGCCGAGACACUGUUCAAGUAUAUUGCACCUGAACAAGUACCAGUACAAUAUGGUGGUUUGAGCAGGGAUGAGGGUGAAUUCACUGUUUCUGAACCUGUCACCGAGGAAACCAUCAAGCCAUCAUCCAAACAAGUUGUUGAAUUCCCAGUAACUGAGGUAAUCAAUCAUCAUUGUUCUAUCCAUGUUUUUUUGACAAUUGAAUCUUUACCUUAGUUCUUAUUUUGUUGAUUUCAUUUGUAAUUGGUCAAUUUUGCAGGGUACUUUGGUUUGGGAGGCAAGAGUUAUUGGCGGGGAGGUCUCAUACGGUGCUGAAUUCGUUCCUAGUGCUGAAGGUGGUUACACUGUGAUAGUGCAGAAGUCUAGGAAGAUUACACCAACUGAUGAGCCAAUAAUCAGUGGAAGCUACAAAAUCGGUGAACCAGGCAAGAUUGUGCUCACAUUUGAUAAUCAAACUUCCAAGAAGAAGAAGCUUCUUUACAGGUCCAAGGUCAAGUCUGAAUGAGGGAAAGAACUAAGAAGAAGGAGACUUCACACAAUGGCACAGUGAAAAGGGUUCUUUUUUUGUUCAUUCAUACAGAUUUAAUGUUCGUUCUUUUACUUUUGGUUGAUAGUAGCAUAUUGGAUGGAUAAUGAGUUGGGAUUUUUGUUAUUAUUCAUAUUUGUUGGUUUUUUUUUUCAAGCUUUAAAAGUUUUGAGGUUGUAAUAUUGGUCUAAAAUAUCUGGUGAAGCAAGUUGGGUCCGGCUGGAAAGACGAUGGAAAAACAAUAUGUUACCAAAAGGGGAGGAUUUUGAAAGUGUGAAAUGUGGACAGCUUCAAAUACUUUCUUAUCUGUAAAACAAAACAAAGAAAAAAAAAAAAGGAAAAAACUUGUACAUUCCCUUGUUCUUUUUCAGUUUUCUAGUGGGAUGAUGAUAAAUGCUGUUCUGUUUCUGCUCUGUUUUUUUUUCUGUUCUGUUUUGUCCUUGUGUUCUUCAAUUACUUUUUAACAUUUUCUUUAUUUUCCUGCAAUUAAAUUCUCUAGAAGUUGAGACUUGAGAGGGAUGUUUGUUUGUCCUAAAAUGUUGUUGUAAUGUUGUUCCCAAUUGGCAUCUGGAUCUGGAGUUUUGAUGAAGUCAGAGUUAAAGAGUACUGUGCAGAAAAUGUUUUCGGUGUUUGGUAAAAAUCUAGAAACAGUGUGCGUGGCCUGUUUUGUAAAUUUCGGACAUAAACUGUGUCUUUGUGUGACCACUUCCAACUUCCCAAACUGUGACCGUUUGUUCUGUCUAUUUCUUCCCCGGUGUUCAUCAAUGUACUUUUUUCGGAUUCCACAAGCCCAUUAUGAUAGCAAAUUUAACGCUCUACUGUUUGUCGUAACGGCUCUCAUUAUGCGUGUCAUAAGUUAAUAAUUUUGACGUGUUUAUCAUUAUUUUAGUGUAUCAUUUUAUGAAACUUAUAUUCUCUUUUCUUUUCA
Messenger RNA from Oldenlandia corymbosa var. corymbosa, 3356 nucleotides. NCBI's taxonomy places the organism in Eukaryota, Viridiplantae, Streptophyta, Magnoliopsida, Gentianales, Rubiaceae. The record is from the annotation of a GenBank genome assembly.